Messenger RNA from Coccomyxa subellipsoidea C-169, 1543 nucleotides. Its product is annotated as Metallo-hydrolase/oxidoreductase. The transcript is spliced from 5 exons. The record is from RefSeq and is a predicted model, not a curated record. Bases 109 to 1035 code for a protein of 308 amino acids. NCBI's taxonomy places the organism in Eukaryota, Viridiplantae, Chlorophyta, Trebouxiophyceae, Coccomyxaceae.
AGAACAUUCAUGCCAAUACUUAUUAUUUAAUACUCGGAAGCUAUGACUCUCAGAAAUACUGGAAGAGACACCCUCUGACAGGCUUCCGAAGGCGUUGAUCUAGGCCCCAUGGGGUUUGCAUACGUAAUCAGCCUGGUUCUUGCUGUGGCCUGUGCUGUGAUCGUUGGCCUCGUCUAUAAUGUCCCGGAGUUUUCAGACUUCCGAGGUGCAUUGUACCUAGGAGGGAAAGAGCAGGCUGACUUCAAGCCACUGGGCCAUGGCCUCUACAAGAUCGAGAUCUUCUGGCACAUGACACCCUUCCACAACGAGAACCUGGACUUGUAUCUGAUCAACGAGGACAAAUCCUGGUAUCUAUCGGACGCUGGCGGAUUUGAUUCCUGGCUGGAUCCGCACGCCAGCAGGAUCGUGAAGGCAGUCCAAGCAGUCAUUCCGCCUGGGCAGAAACUCACCUAUGUCAUUUUGACACAUGGGCACCUGGAUCAUGUGGGCGCGAUAGAGCCACUCAUCAAGGCAUACCCAGACCUCAAAGUGAUUUUCCACGAGACAGAGGCCCCCUUCCUCCUGGGCACUGCCCAGCCGAGCUGCUAUAACUACAAGCCAAACGGCCUCAGCGCAGGCUUUAAGCUGCUCAUGCUGCUGAAGCUGCUGCCGCCUUAUGUGCAGUACAAGAUGCCAGCAAACAGGAGUCUCAUUCUGGAGGGGCCGGAGGGGGACUUGUCAAAAUACGGCGUGCAUGAUCUCAGCUUCACACAUGCGCCAGGGCACUGCAGAGGCCACGUGGUGUAUCACCACAAGCCCUCAAACUACAUGCUGGCUGGAGACUUCACAGAUGUUCUGCAGAAGGAGGAUGGCGGCUAUGCUCUCAAGACAAUGUGUGCCACAACUUGCAACAUCACCGAGGCGAAGGAGACUGUGUGCAGGGUGGUCCAUGGCAUGGAUUACAAGCUGCUGCUGCCCUACCACGACGCCAGGAAGUCUGGCUGGACAAAGGAGGAGCUCAUACCACUGGCAAAGGAGUACGCCGGUUGUUCAUGACCACCUGACCAGAGAUUUCAAAGCGCCUUGUUAGUUCGGCCUGGCUUUCAUACAUGCGUUCUUACGACGGAAAGAGGAAUGCAGACAGCUUUUCCAAUGCAAAACAGUGAGGCUCACAUAGUGAGGUGUCCCCGCCAUGUGCCUGCUGAUGUCAGCAAACUGAUGACAGCAGCUUGCAGGCUAAACCAUUCUAACGCGUGCCACAGUGUGCGCUUGCAGCUUGUGCUGUUUAUUUUGCGGAGGGGUCAAGUGAUAGUGCCUCUUUACUGUUGGGCACAUCCACGGGUUAACAGCACUGCAAAUGGCUGGCUUGCACAAAUGGAUGCCCUCAAAUGAGUCCCAGUUAUUAACAAACCUUUUCUGUACAGCCUGAUGAUUCAUAUUUGAUCUCGAUUCUGACACUCAUUAUCAUUGACAAUGACUCCUCGCUGUGUUUGUUAAUGAAGUGCAGCUCACAGCUGUUUGACAUUCUUUACAAAAUAGAGUGUAAUCAAAAUCUUAUUUGAGU